AUGAUGAGCGGCCUGACGUCUUCCUCGCGGGAGGAGCUGCUGCGGUUGGAUGAGGAGCGAGCGGCAGUUAUGAGGCAGAUAGAGGAGGCGAUGGCGUUUCUCAACACAACACCGGUGGGAUUGGAUGGCCCUCUCGUUGACGGGGAAGGCUUCCCGCGUAAUGACUGUGACUUGUAUGCCGUACGUCGAGCUCGGCAGGCGGUGAUCUGCGGGAGAAACGAUCUCAAGGCAUUGGAGAAUUCCAUGCACGAAAAGCUUGCCUUGCUGCACGAGGAAAACCAGGAGGAGGCAACGAAGCAGAUGGAAAGAGAUAACGAGGCGCGGCGGAAAGGCAAAUCCGAAGCUGUGCAACGUGAGCAGCGAAGGCGCCUGGUGCGUGAAAUGUCGAAAAAAUCACCGUUUGUUCGGGUUUUGACGACUUCAGCUAACAGUCCUGGCGCGCAGGCGGGUUUGACUGCGGGCGACCUUAUCGUGCAGUACGGUGAAAUUGAUGCGACGACGGUGGCGGCAAAAGGAUUUGGCGAGAUGGCACGGGUGACAGCCAGUCACGAAGGGAAAAUGAUCAGCGUGUGGGUGAAGCGCAAGGGUGAGGCGGAGGAUGAGGCUGUUGAGAUUUUGUUGGUGCCAACGCGUUGGGCUGGUAGCGGUCUCAUUGGGUGUGAAUUUGAGCCGUGCUUGCAGGGAUAA
This is a messenger RNA of Trypanosoma cruzi, 687 nucleotides long. Its product is annotated as proteasome 26S non-ATPase subunit 9, putative. Gene Ontology annotation, cellular component: cytoplasm; nucleus. Gene Ontology annotation, molecular function: protein binding. The transcript has a single exon. The record is from RefSeq and is a predicted model, not a curated record. The coding region runs from base 1 to 687 and encodes 228 amino acids. Gene Ontology annotation, biological process: proteasome regulatory particle assembly. Lineage: Eukaryota; Euglenozoa; Kinetoplastea; Trypanosomatida; Trypanosomatidae.